GCAGACCUCGUGUGGACUUUAGACUGGAGACCACGCCCUUCUCUCCUUAUGUUGAUGUAUGUUUGGGUCAGAAGAAACUACAAAAUACUUAAGUCAUGGCUUGGAGUGACAAAGACAGAGCAGAACGUUUCUCUGAGGAGUUGUUGGAGUCUGAGAACGAUCGUCGUAUGAACAGUGUGGCCUCAAAGGUCGCCACUCUCAAACAUAUAGCGGUUGAUCUGAGAUCAGAAGCCAAAGACCAGAACACAAUACUGGGCAACAGUGGUGGACUGUUUGAUAGUGCGGCUCUGUUACUAGGCAAUAGCUACAAGAGAGUCCAGGGAAUGCGACGAACUAGAGGACAAAACUGUAAAUUCAUGUGCUAUUUCACUAUAUUUGUUGUUGUGUUUUUAAUUUUGGUCUAUUUCUUAAUUGGAAAGGUCAUAUCAUCAUAGAAUAUAUUAUACUCCGUCA
This is a messenger RNA of Halichondria panicea, 453 nucleotides long. RefSeq names its product BET1-like protein. Bases 96 to 434 code for a protein of 112 amino acids. NCBI's taxonomy places the organism in Eukaryota, Metazoa, Porifera, Demospongiae, Suberitida, Halichondriidae. The transcript has 4 exons. The record is from RefSeq and is a predicted model, not a curated record.